Pelodiscus sinensis (Chinese soft-shelled turtle) is the source of this 1074-nucleotide messenger RNA. It is a transcript of the gene PNMA1, whose product is annotated as PNMA family member 1. NCBI's taxonomy places the organism in Eukaryota, Metazoa, Chordata, Testudines, Trionychidae. The record is from RefSeq and is a predicted model, not a curated record.
AUGGCCUUACACUUGGUAGAGGAUUUGUGCAAGGGGAUGACUCUUAAUCCUGAGAACUGUCUUCUGGUGCCGGGGGUGCCGGAGACGUUUGAUGAGGGCUCGACAGAACCUAUGUUAAGGACAUUCACUGAGUACCUGAGUAAGUGCAAAAUGUGUGGGCGCGUGUUUGUGAGGGAGCAAGGGACUUUUGCUGUAUUAUGUGAGCUGCAAUUGGCUGUGGACCCUCUGCAGGUCACAGACACAAUAGCAGGGGAAGAUAGUGAGUGGACAGUGUUAACCACUGGGAGCCAGCCCUUACCUGCCCCUGCCUCAGAUGUAGAGUUUUUAAAGAAAAUGUUGGCCUUUUGGGGGAAAGAGGGAAAGACUUUGGCUGAUAUGCCAGGUCUUCUAGGCCUUGACCCGGGAGUCCCAAUCCGGGUGGCUACUCCAUCACCUGAUGACUGGGUGAAGGCUCUGGGGCAGGCAUUAGAGAAGGUUGCGCUACCCCACCCUGAGUCUGGACCCUAUCUCAAACUGAGGUUGUUUUCUGGGGGUCCCACCCCAAUACCUGGGGAGGAGGCAUUUGAACCUUGGCUGGAACACACCACUGAGAUGCUGCAGGAGUGGGCGGUGCCUGAUGCUGAAAAGAGAAGACGACUAAUAGAGUGCCUCAGGGGACCAGCCCUAGAUGUGAUUCGUACCCUGAAGCUCAGUAACCCUGGGGUCAAGGUGAAGGGCUGUCUAGAGGCCCUUGAUCAUGCCUUUAGGAGAACCGAGGGUUCAGAGGAUGUUUAUUGCAAGUUCCUCAGUGCCAAGCAACAAAAGGGGGAGAAAGUUUCUGCCUAUAUCCAGAGAUUGGAGAAAUUGUUACAAAGAGCCAUCAUGAGGGGAGCAGUAACAGUAGAGCAAAUGGACCAGACUAGAUUGACUCAGAUUGUGAGAGGAAUUCAAUAUCAGAACCUGAUUCUUCUCCACCUUCGAUUAAGGGAACGGCAAGACAAUCCACCGAGUUACUCUCGGCUGAUAAAAGAGGUCCGAGAGGAAGAGGAGAGGCAAGCAGCUGGAGAGGUUGGGAUGUGCAGCCACACCGGGUGA